ACAUCCAAAUUAUCGAGGGAGGUGUAGGUCGUAUAUAGGAGAUCUAUCCAGUAAACAAAACCCUUAAGAGCAAUAUAUAUAUAGGAGCAUGAAGCAGACAAGAUCAUUUAACCUACAGAGGUCUGCUUCAAAGGAUUUCCCCACCGCUCCUCAAACCACAUCAUUUGUUGGCCCAAAAAAGUACUCUCCUCCUCUCAUCCAGUUUCCCACGUCCCCUCAACUUAUCUUGGGGGAAGAGAUGAUUCAUUUCAGUCACCCACAACAUCCUCUGUCGCAACUAAACCUGCCCGACCACUUUAACUGCAUGGGCUGCAAGGAAUUUGGUGCAGGCUUGAGGUUCAGCUGCCAACAAUGCGAUUUUCAGCUACAUCAGUUUUGUGCCCUCGCUCCUCCUGCUUUUAAGGGCCACCCUUUCCACUCCCAACACCAACUCGUUUUCUAUUCUAAACCAGUAAAAGGUGGAGGUUCAAAAUCCAAGUGUGAUGUUUGUGGCAAUACCACCAAAGGGUAUGCUUUCCGAUGCAGUGCAUGUGGUUUCCAGAUGCACCCUUGCUGCGCUAUGCUAUCCACAGAAGUUAACUUCCCGUGCCACCCACAUACCCUUCGACUUUUACCUGCUUCAAAUACGACAUCAAACGGCGACCCUGGUGUUUUUGUGUGUGGUGAGUGCAAGAUAAGGAGGAGGUCAGGGCGAGUAUACCAUUGCUGUGUUUGUGAAUACCGUCUCCAUGCGGUUUGUGCCAAGGAUAUGGUUAAUGGGCUCUAUGCCAAUGGCAUCAAGGGCCUCGAAAAGCCAAGCACGCAAGGGGGUUCACGUUGGCAUUUUGCAUCUGAAGUUGUCGUCAAAAUCCUUGGAGGACUACUUGAGGGUCUUGCAGAAGGUUUUGGGGAAGGCUUGGUUCAAAAUGUUGGCAAAGGAAAGGGCACCACAUCUAGAAGAAUCCAGUAAAUUACGUAUAUUAGGGUUGUUCUUGGAAUUGGCUUUUAUAUAUAUGUGUAAUUAAUUAAGUUGUGUAAUUAAGUUGCUGAUAUCUGAGAUGGAUCCAGUGAUCCGUGUGUGGUGUUUCUCUGAUUGUUUGAUAUUUGUAUAGCUGUGUAUAGCUGAUGGGGUGUCUUUUACAUAUUUGAUAUGGCCGUUCUAGGUAGGGUGUGAAGUUAAGCUAAAAUGUUUGAUUGGCAAAUAUAUUUAAGAAAAAUAUUUCAAUAAAUAGUAGACGGUUGUAGACU
Molecule: messenger RNA, 1227 nt
Organism: Alnus glutinosa
Lineage: Eukaryota; Viridiplantae; Streptophyta; Magnoliopsida; Fagales; Betulaceae
Product: protein VACUOLELESS GAMETOPHYTES
Exons: 2
Coding region: 89-949 (286 amino acids)
Source: RefSeq, a predicted model, not a curated record